Molecule: messenger RNA, 2110 nt
Organism: Seminavis robusta
Lineage: Eukaryota; Bacillariophyta; Bacillariophyceae; Naviculales; Naviculaceae
Source: the annotation of a GenBank genome assembly
ACCUGCACCGAAUCUCCUAAAACUGCUCCGCCUCUCCAGCAUUCGCUGUUUGGGAUUGAUCAUUUUUUCUCUUGGUGUGCACUAUCAUAAUUUCAAAAUGAAGGUCGCGUUUUCCCCCACGGUUGCCGUUGUGCUUGGUCUGUUUGACAGGACUGUUGCUUUGCUGCAACAAGAUGAGAGGCAUCCGCUUCUGAGAGACCAUGCUUUUGAGAGGCAGCUAGCGCUUUUGGACAAAGAUAUUAGACGCGCGCUGCAGCAGGAGGUGGAAGAUCCCACCGCGGAAGUGGGUAGCGACCAAUGUGGUGGAGCUACGUCAGUCUCCAAUUGGAUUGCUGGAGAACUAGAGCGCAAGAAAUGCGAAGAAUUGCCCUUGAAUCCCUUUGCUCAGCCACUCUGCGAGCAAUACGAGAAUAUUGCGGAUAUUGCCGACUGUCAAGACGUCACUACCGAGACGGUGGGGAUCUCGGCGAGUGGAGUACCCGUGGGUUCGACGGUGGAAGAAUGCCAACUGUUCGUGUCGGCCCUUUCUCCGAAUCCUUAUUUUCGAGAUGUCGACUCGUUGAACCACUUUUUUGCGACAACCUUUGCCUUUCCCAUGCGCUACGAAUGCACCGAAUCCGAGGAUGAAAUGUGCGAACUCCAAAUUGUCUACAACGAAGCAGAGCCAGGAACCACCAUUGCACCGACACCUGCACCAGAGACCGUCUCAGUCCCCUGCACUCGCUGUGAUUUCUUCUAUGACGAUGACGAGACUUGUUUUACUGCCGACUGCAAUCUCUAUCAGUGCGCGGACGAUGGUACCAAUGCGACAGCUGUAGAAGUGGAAGCCAACAAGACGCAUCAAACACAAGCCCACGCGCCCUAUCAUACUCUGAGCAAUAACGUGAAUGGCAGUGCUCUGGCGUGCAACAAUCUGCAGCAUGGAAACGUUUCGUGUGAAGCAUGUUUGAACGCUGGGUGUGGUGCUGUGGAAGGGUUUUGUCUUGAUCAUUGUCUCUUUGCGGGAGACGACUUGUGCUGGGCCGAUGCCAUUUUCCCAGCGGCUAAUAGCACAGAGGUUUGUCAUUUCAAGGCUGAACUGGAGGCGGAUGCAUGGCUUUGUGGACGCAGCAACAUCACAGACUGUGGCACAUGCACUUCAACAAUCAAAUCAGAUGGCGUCAGCACCUGUGAGUGGUAUUACCAACCAGACGGACAAAGUUUCUGUGGAAGGGGCGGUUGCAAUCUUGCUGGGAAUUGUGGAAAGAAAACUUGCGAGGUUGCCACUGAAGAUACAUUAUACAAUGGUGGUCUCAAUCCCUUUUGUGAUGACGGGGAAUGCGUUGGGGUCUGCUUUAAGAGUUUCCGAUCGGACAUCUUUUCAUUUCAGGAGCAUUACGUCGGGGACGUGUACACUGGUUGUUUCAUGCAGACGGAACAAAAGAUCUGGACCACAGAGUUUCAUGUAGGGUCCAGCAGCAUCCGAAAACUGGAAUUUAAGAUCGGUGAACACCAAUCAAAACCAGAAGGCCAGGAUGAAGAUCUGUUUGACUACUGCGAGCUCAAGGUUGAUGGAGUGGCCUGCCAAAGGUGUAACUUUUGUGGCCCGAUGGAUGCUGGGGAAUUGGAUAUUGAUUGCAGCAACGUUGUCGACGAUGCCGCCGUCAAGUGUGAAUCAUUGCAAGACUUGUAUUAUGGCAUUGUCCACAAGUUGCUGAUCCUGGAAGAAGGAGCCACUCACUCCCCAACGGUGGCGCCCACAGACGCGCCAACGAAGUCACCGACAGCCAACCCAACAACAAGCGCACCUGUUGAUGAACCUGUGGAAUCCGGUUCUGCUUCUACAGUUGAGAGAGCUGGGGAAGGAAGCGAAACUAAUGAAAUCAUUGGAUUCAGUGGAACCAGCGCCGGAACAGGAAAGCCCGGAUUCGCAGCGCCUCUGGCGUUGGUGAUGCUUGCAGCAUGGGCCACCAGGAGGAUGUUGUAGAUGUUAGUCAUGACACAAAAGUCUGUCGUAUGUUAAGUGCAUAAAAUGAAUGAAAGAUACUGAACCAGUAUGUCAGUACAGUACCACAUUGAUAGGCCGCAAUCGCAAUGCAGCGAGUUUGGUCAUGAAUUGGAAGUUUUGCUC